AUGUCAAAGAAAACUAAAGUAAUAAGCUUGAGUGAAUUGUCAUUGGGUAGAUUGGCAAACAUAAUAACAUCAGGAGUUGGAUAUUGUAUAGUAGCCGAGACAAUGGAGACAACAAAUUUUAAUUUACAUGAAUUGGAUAUGUCACUAAUUAUGGUCGAAAUAAAUUCAUAUCUAGAUGCUAAUGGUGCGACACAUACAAUUUAUGAAGAACUCCUCAAGUUAAUAUUAAGUACAGAUAAUUUGCAGGCAUCAGUACGCUUCGUUUGUCUCCAAAUGCUUCUUAAUCAUAAUGUUAAGUCAUUGACAACAGAAAUCUUUCCAUAUCCGUAUUAUGAGAAGAUAUUGCAAGUGAUAUCGAUGCAGGGACGAGGCAUACGUUAUUUGAAUUUGAAAGGAAUAUGGAUACGAGAGGAAAUGAUGAGUUUGAUGUUUUCCAUUAUUAAGAAUUUACCGUACUUGAUAAAAUUGGUCAUUCCAUACAUUGCAAAUGAUGAUGUCCUUUAUCAUUUAAUGAAUCAUCAAAAGAAUAUAUUAUAUUUAGAUAUAUCGGGUGAAACGGAUAUAACAGACAUUGGAAUUGAUUAUUUGUGCACAUCAAGUGUUAGCAAGACAUUAACAUGCAUCGAUAUUGGAACAUUGGGUGAGGAGAAUAUUGAUCAUGUCGAUAUUGCAUCAUUAUUGAUUUUCGUACAAAAUCUAACAACUCUUGGCUGCUAUUCGUUUGUUGGCAAAUCAUUACAGUAUAUUAUUGACAGCAUAAAUCCCACAUUUGUAUCUAAAUUACAAUACAUACAUGAUACAUGUACAAUGGAAUCUACAAUUAAUGCCAUAUGCAAGACAUGUCCCGAUCUCAAACAUCUCUAUUUUGAUUCACCUGACUCUAAUAUUCUUCAUCACUUGACAAAGCUACGUAAUCUUCAACAUUUAAAGAUUUAUCGUUUCCAAUGUGAUGAAAUUAUUCCCAUACUCAAAACAAUGGGAUCACAAUUUCAUCAUUUGACUUUUAUGAAGGGACGUGGUAUUAUGGAUGUUAUACAUUUGAUUAAAUAUUGUCCGAAUUUAAUCGAUCUUGACUUUUACAUGAUGGAUGAGCUCACACUCAACAUUGCGUACGAGGAGGAUUUUAAACGUUUGAAAAGCUUAGAGAUACUUAAUAGUCCAAUGAGUGCUAUAGCCUUACAACAUUUAAUAUGCAAUUGUCAUCAGACGGUAAGACGAUUAGCUGUCGAUCAAGUGCCGUUUACGGAGGAAGAGAUGAUAAGCAUUUUACUGGAUUACAAUUUCAAUAAAUUAGAGGACAUUUGGUUUACAUCUGCAUCUAAUUUAACAAUGGUAACGAUAGAACUACUGCUUCAACUUCCUGAAUUAUUGUCUAUUGGACAAUUGUCUGGAUGGAAUUUGACACCCGAUGAUAUUAUACUGCUCAAAGGCAUCCUCAAAAGUGGCAAUUCAUGUUUGACGUUAUCGCCUUCAAAUUUAUACUCGUGA
Molecule: messenger RNA, 1488 nt
Organism: Chironomus riparius
Lineage: Eukaryota; Metazoa; Arthropoda; Insecta; Diptera; Chironomidae
Source: the annotation of a GenBank genome assembly